AUGCCGCCACAGCUCGUCUCAUCCUCCGUCCGUCUCUUAGACGCAUCGCAGGACCAUCCUCCUCCCUUUGACCGCAUUUCCCUCGAUAUGAACGUGAAAUGUUGCUGGGCGGUUUCCCCACGCAGCAGCGAGCAAAAACAGCUUCUGCCAGGUUUUGAGCAUCAAUGCCUUCCACCUAUGCUUGCCUCCUGCUCGCCAACCAAAAGCAAACUGGAGCUUGGGGCUCCAACAGCAGUAUCCGAGCAAGGUUCUUCACAGCGUGAUUUCGUCCUCAAACAUGUCCUAUCCACGGACGUUGAUACGGAUAGCCAACCAAGCUAUGACACGAAACCUUCAGAGAAACCACAGCAGCGUAGGCCAGGUCAAUAUAUUGGCGCCAUCGAUCAGGGCACCACUACAUCUAAGUUUAUAAUCUUCGAUGACAGAGGGGAUUCAGUCGUAUCUCAUCAGGUGGAACUGAACAGGAUCUGUCAGCACUCAGGAUGGCACGAAGAGGAUCCAGAAGAAAUAGUCUCCUCGGUUGAAAAAUGCAUUGACCAGACAACCAAAGCCUUCGUUUCUCAAGGAUUCUCAAUCUCGGAUAUCCAAACAAUAGGCGUGACCACUCAUCGCGAAACCACAGUUGUAUGGGAUUGGGAAACGGGAAAACCACUGCAUAAUGCCAUCGCAUGGCCAGACACGCGCACCACCUCCCUAGUCAGAGAGCUGAAGAAGUAA
This is a messenger RNA of Paracoccidioides brasiliensis Pb18, 717 nucleotides long. RefSeq lists its product as uncharacterized. The record is from RefSeq and is a predicted model, not a curated record. The transcript is spliced from 4 exons. The coding region runs from base 1 to 717 and encodes 238 amino acids. Gene Ontology annotation, cellular component: mitochondrion. Gene Ontology annotation, biological process: glycerol metabolic process; glycerol-3-phosphate biosynthetic process; triglyceride metabolic process. Gene Ontology annotation, molecular function: glycerol kinase activity.